Messenger RNA from Mobula hypostoma (lesser devil ray), 595 nucleotides. RefSeq names its product small nuclear ribonucleoprotein polypeptide F (gene snrpf). Gene Ontology annotation, molecular function: RNA binding. Gene Ontology annotation, cellular component: pICln-Sm protein complex; U1 snRNP; catalytic step 2 spliceosome. Lineage: Eukaryota; Metazoa; Chordata; Chondrichthyes; Myliobatiformes; Myliobatidae. The record is from RefSeq and is a predicted model, not a curated record. The coding region runs from base 112 to 372 and encodes 86 amino acids. Gene Ontology annotation, biological process: spliceosomal snRNP assembly; mRNA splicing, via spliceosome. The transcript has 4 exons.
GUGCGCCUGCCCAGCCCCGCCCCUUUUACCCAGCAGCCCGUGCUCCAGCCGGUGGCGCGUGUUUGUGUCCCCACCGACGGACGGACGGGAGACGGAGGUUCCUUCGCUGCGAUGAGUUUGCCGUUGAAUCCAAAACCUUUCCUCAAUGGGCUGACCGGCAAGCCGGUGAUGGUGAAGCUGAAGUGGGGCAUGGAGUACAAGGGAUACCUGGUGUCAGUCGAUGGCUACAUGAACAUGCAGUUGGCAAAUACAGAAGAAUAUAUUGAUGGUGCUCUAGCAGGUCAUCUAGGAGAAGUCCUUAUAAGGUGUAACAAUGUAUUAUACAUCAGAGGAGUUGAAGAGGAAGAAGAAGAUGGAGAAAUGAGAGAAUGAUUUAGCUUAUUUUUUUAGAUAACCGUGUGUACAAGUUUUGAAUACUUUUAUAUUGGUAUAAAAGAUCCCACUUCUAGUUCCCCCAGGCCACCUCAUCAAGCAAAAUGUAUUUUCCUCGAUUACACAAGACAAGAAGCUAAUUUAAUUGUAGAUGCAUGUGUUUUGUUUGGCUGUAUGUUAAAAUGUGAAUUCUGUUGGGUCCUUGACCAAUAAACAUUCUCAG